Molecule: messenger RNA, 3623 nt
Organism: Benincasa hispida (wax gourd)
Lineage: Eukaryota; Viridiplantae; Streptophyta; Magnoliopsida; Cucurbitales; Cucurbitaceae
Biological process (GO): transmembrane transport
Source: RefSeq, a predicted model, not a curated record
AUCAAAGAGCCAAUGGUUUCCCUUAAUCUCUCUGAAACCGACCAUGGAUUUGCAAAUAGAUUGAGCAAAAACGAAGCCGUCACCUUUUUUAACAGAACUGUACAGAAGUGAUGAAAAAUGAAGUGAUUAUCAUUGUGUCAGAGCAAAAACUAUGUGCUGAUUUAGUUCUGUUGCCAGACUCUGGUUCUUCACCACCCCAAAAAUGGGAUUUCAAUCAAAAUUGCAGAGAAACAAUAGAAAAAUGAAUACUUAGGAUCUGACUUCUGAUGAGUAUUAUAAAGAAUUGUAUGGUUUUGUUAAUGGGGGAAUUUUUAAUGGAAGUGUCAACUUGGAAGAGACAAUGGAAACAGAAGAGACCAAGACCCAAAUGGAUAACCCACAGAAUUGUGGCUUUUUUGGCUUUUGGGUUCAUCCUUAAAAGAGGCUAAUGUCUAAAAAUGACCUCGACAUGGUGAUGGACACGUGUCCACCCUCCUCGAUCCUCAAAACCCUCGCGAACCUCCAUAAAUCUUGUCCUUUCUUCCUACUUACAGCUCUUUAUUCAUUUCCUUCGCCUCCAUUUUCGCUCUCAGACUUACACUCUGUUUUCUGGGUUUUCUCCUUUCCAAUUAAGGAGUUUUUCUGUAUUUGGGUUUGUGUUAUUUUGUUGCUGAAAUCACCUGAUUUCAUUUUUUCCCCUUCCCUUUGCCGCGUUGGGUUGUGACUUCUGAGAAGGAACCCCACGAUCGUAUUGGAUUUCGUGGUGAGAUGAGUCCAAUCUCAGAAUCUAUUACAAGAGGAAAGCAUUAUUACUCCAUUUAUUGCCGUUAUUGUGUCUUGUAGUUCAGCUUCUGAUCUCCCCUUUUCGUUUCUAUGACCCUUUUCAUUUGGGUCUUUUCUGGAUUUCAUUUUUGAAGUGUUUUUGUUUUUGUUUUUAUGAGUUAGUUCUGUUAGACGAGAUAAGAACUGUGAUUUCAUAGUUUGGAGAAGGAAGACGGGUAUCUGGUUUCUGGGGUCGUUUGUGAUUAGUGUUAGAACUGGCUAAGAUGAGCCUGGAUGCAGCUGAGGAUGAAUCAACCUCUGAAAUUCAUAUUCCAGCAGAGAUUGAUUGGGAUAUGUUAGACAAAUCCAAAUUCUUUUUUCUGGGGGCUGCUUUAUUUUCAGGUGUAUCAACAGCACUUUAUCCUAUUGUUGUUUUGAAAACUCGACUCCAGGUUUCAGCUACCAAGGUAUCAUGCUUUAAAAUGUCAUAUUCUAUCAUGCGUCAUGAAGGCUUAAGAGGAUUCUACAGAGGGUUUGGAACCUCUUUAAUGGGAACUAUCCCAGCUCGAGCCUUUUACAUGGCAGCUCUUGAAGUGACCAAGAGUGGUGUUGGAAGUGCAACGAUUAAGCUAGGCUUUUCAGACACCACAGCCAUGGCUAUAGCCAAUGCAGCUGCAGGGUUGAGCUCGGCCAUGGCUGCUCAAUUGGUCUGGACUCCAAUAGAUGUUGUAAGCCAAAGACUAAUGGUUCAGGGCUGCAAUAUCAAUGCUAAAACCAGUGUUUCUAAUCUUAAUUCUUGCGUCUAUAAAAAUGGUAUUGACGCGUUUAGAAAGAUCAUUUAUGCUGAUGGUUUGCGAGGAUUAUAUAGGGGAUUUGGGAUUUCAAUAUUGACAUAUGCUCCAUCAAAUGCAGUUUGGUGGACUUCUUACUCUGUAGCUCACAGACUCAUUUGGAGUGGUCUAGGCUACUACACAAGUAAGAAGGAUGAGAGUUGUAUUAGUGGUGGCUAUGGCUUUAAAGCAGAUUCUAAGGCAACAGUGGCAGUUCAGGGGUUGAGUGCAGCCUUGGCCAGUGGAGUUUCUGCAAUCAUAACAAUGCCACUGGAUACCAUCAAGACUAGAUUGCAAGUUUUGGAUGGAGAAGAAAAUGGCCAAAGACGCCCUCUAACAGCAUUGCAGACGGUAAGGAACUUGGUGAAGGAAGGCGGGCUGAAUGCUUGUUACAGAGGGCUUGGACCGAGGUGGGCUUCGAUGGCCAUGUCGGCGACCACCAUGAUCACAACCUAUGAGUUUCUCAAACGGCUGUCUACUAAGAACCAAGAUUGUUCGAGCAGAUGAUGAUAGAUAUACAAAGGAAACAUUGCAAGUUACAUGAUUGCCAUUUUCUGACCAUAUACAAUAAUGGUUUGGAUAUUUUCCUCGAGGCAGAUAAUGGGAGAACAAAACAAACAAAUAAGGUCUGUGCUUUAAUGAUUCAGUCUGCUCAGUGAGAGAUAAUGAAGUGUUUGAAUUGAAUCCUCUGUCUGUUUUCCUUGUAUGAUAGCAAGCAACAGAGGAGUAUCCUAUAAGUAACUAACGGCCACCGGUUUCAUCCAGUUCAGAAAUGUUAGGAUCCUUCAGUUGUAAAGUUGUGCUAACUUUUGUUUUCAAGGAUACCAUUACUAAGAAGUGGAUGUAACAACAAUCAGGAAAUAACUUUAAAAGGUAGUGUUGGAGGGAGGCCUACACAGCUCUCAACAGAAACAAGAGUGCUUCUUAUCUCGGCUUGGUCGCAGCAGUGAAUUAGCCCAGUAGAGCUUACGUUUGAUGGGAUUACGCUCUUUCCUUCUAAUCGGGAAAUCAACAGGAGAUAGUUGGUUGCCUUUGCCUCUUCCAAGAGCCUGCCAAGUCCACAACGGUCAGCCGCAGAACCUUUUGUCACCGAACUGACACAGAUGAAACCCUGCAUCAAAACACCAUCAGGCAUCAGGUCUCUAUGUUUUUUCUUGAAGAAUAUUUUGAUUUCUUCAACAAUACAAGUUUUCUUUUCUCAAAUUUAAUGCUUUGGAUUGAAAAAGUUAAUUAGGCCUUGUCUUUUAGUAAUUUCUAUAGUUCCUAUUUCUUGUUACUCAUUUGCCGUUCUCAAUAAGAUGUAUUUUUUCACCGUUUCUGUAUUAUUACUCUUUUUAGUUUCUUGUUUCUUCAUAUAACUGAACUAUGAAACAAAGAAUGUGAAACAGAAAAAAAAAACUUACAAAUUGGGUAUGUAAUUACCUCUUCGGUUCUUUGGAUAUCCAUUCCGAAACGAACUUCCCCCGGUUCAGGAAUCAUUUCAAGUGCAACUUCUGAUACUCCAGGCAGAAACCAUAGCCUUAUUCCAUGCACAACUCGCAGGUUUGGAGUGUUGUUUUGUUGCUUGCUCCACCAUGAUUCUUUUCCUGUGUUCCUAUUUCUCUUCUUCGUAUGAAGAAAAUUUUAAACCAAACUAACAAAGUGAGAAUCAACAUCGGAUUUGCAGAUGGGAUGUUAAGGAGUGACCUGAAUUAAGGUCUACAAUCAAGCCGAUAUGCAUAUUACCUGAGUUACAUUAACUAUCUGUUCUGUUUGAAUAUUGACAAACACCAGAGGUGCUCCUGAAGAAACUGCAGCACAAAACCAGGCCAUACACCGGCUAGUCGUGGCCUCCAUGGAGUGCUCACCUUUCAAUGGCAUAAACAGGAUGGAGCUUAUGACUGAAGAACGAUGGUCAGGAAGAUGUAGGUCGAGUUUCUUGCUCCAUUCAUAUUUCACACCUCUUCUGUUAAAUUCUUUGCCAUCCAGUUCAGAGCACUGGUCCAAGGUGAGAUCGCCGAGUAUCGCGACAUGGCGAUCAUCAGUUGCCGCUCGAAUGGUAAAUUUUCUUUG